Messenger RNA from Manduca sexta (tobacco hornworm), 5011 nucleotides. It is a transcript of the gene Eip63E, whose product is annotated as cyclin-dependent kinase 14. Gene Ontology annotation, cellular component: nucleus; cytosol; cytoplasm. Gene Ontology annotation, molecular function: heme binding; ATP binding; cyclin-dependent protein serine/threonine kinase activity. Gene Ontology annotation, biological process: protein phosphorylation. The transcript has 11 exons. Lineage: Eukaryota; Metazoa; Arthropoda; Insecta; Lepidoptera; Sphingidae. The record is from RefSeq and is a predicted model, not a curated record. Bases 402 to 1916 code for a protein of 504 amino acids.
CCGCCAGCGUCAGUAGGCCCCUGCGCUCCGUGACGACGACACGGCGCACGCGCAUUCCUCGCGGCGACACAACAAAAAAACAAAUAUCUAGGCCGCUCUCAUGUGAUAGUUUACCAUUUCUCUCGCUUAUUAUGGAAAAAGUGUGCUCUGUGACCAAUCGAUAUUAUAUUUUCUAACGGCUCGCCGGCGAUCGAUCGAGCUUCGUUUUUGACAUGAUUGCAAAAAUCUGAAGUGUCAAAAAAAAACUUAAUUUAGCCGAGUUAUCUAUGUGGGCUACGUGAUAGUGUCAAGUGUGUGACCGUAUUGUUUCGGCGGUAUUUUUUAUUUGCAUUCGCGCAGUGUCCGUUAGUAGGUAGACGUUACUUGUGAUUCUUGGAAGUGAUCGUUUUUAGUUUUGGUGAAUGAGUCAGCUAACAGGCGUCGGGAUUGUUAACUUUGUCAACGUGCUACCCACGAUUUCCGAAGGCGUGACAAUGAGAGAAAAAAGGGGAGGCGCAAUGAGCAAAAUGCAAAAGCUUAGAAAGCGCCUGUCCCUUAGCUUCGGUAGAUUGUCUACAAAAGACGAGCCCGACGGCGACAACGGCGAGUGCCGCGGGCGGCAGCAGAACGGCGGCGGCCGGGGGAAGCUACCCUACAACGGAUACUCCGAGGAGUGCCUCGACCGGCUCGAGCCUAAUGGCAACAUACCCAAUGACAAGGACUCGCAUUACGAAUGGAGCGGGGGCGGCGGCAACGGCGAGUACCGCGUGCGGAGACAACUCUCCGUGUCUUCAGACUCGAAGCUCCUGGACGAGGGGGCGCGGGAGGAGGCGCGGGUGGUGAUGCGACCGAAGCGGCCGCCGAGGCCCAAGUCGGAGGCGUUCCUCGGCCCGCACGACCACUCCAACCGACGCACCAAGCGGUUUAGUGCCUUUGGGGGUGACUCUCCGUUCGGUAAAUCCGAAGCUUACAUAAAACUGGAGCAGCUCGGUGAGGGUUCCUACGCCACAGUGUAUAAAGGUUAUAGCAAUUUAACGCAACAAGUGGUGGCGCUGAAAGAGAUCAGACUGCAAGAGGAGGAGGGUGCGCCGUUCACGGCGAUCAGGGAGGCGUCGCUACUCAAGGAGCUCAAGCACGCCAAUAUCGUCACGCUGCACGACAUCGUGCACACGAGGGAGACGCUAACGUUCGUGUUCGAGUUUGUGGACACAGAUCUGUCACAGUACAUGGAGAGGCAUCCGGGCGGUCUGAACCACCACAACGUAAGACUGUUCAUGUUCCAACUGCUGCGGGGGCUCUCCUACUGCCACAGGAGAAGAGUUUUACACAGGGACGUGAAGCCGCAGAACCUGCUGAUCAGCUCUCACGGGGAGCUGAAGCUGGCGGACUUCGGGCUCGCGCGCGCCAAGUCCGUGCCGAGCCACACCUACUCGCACGAGGUCGUCACGCUGUGGUACCGCCCGCCCGACGUCCUGCUAGGAAGCACUGAAUACUCAACGUCGCUGGACAUGUGGGGUGUGGGCUGCAUAUUCGUGGAGAUGUUGUGCGGCGUGCCGACCUUCCCCGGCGUCAGGGACACGCACGACCAGCUCGACAAGAUAUUCAAGGUGGUGGGCACGCCGACGGAGGAGAGCUGGAGCGGCGUGUCGCGGCUGCCGGCGCUGCGCGCGCACGUGGCGCGCUGGGGCGUGUCGGCGGCGCGCGCGCUGGGCGCCGCGUUCCCGCGCGUGCGCGAGGCGGGCCGCGACGCCGAGCGCCUCGCGCACGCGCUGCUGCAGCCCGACCCCGCGCGCCGCCUGCCCGCCGCGCGCGCCAUCCACCACAACUACUUCGCGCACCUGCCGCCGCGCCUGCUGGAGCUGCCGGACGAAGUGUCAAUCUUCACAGUGGAGGGCGUGUGCUUACACCCGGAGACUCGGCACGCGACCAUCAAGUGAGGCUCCCACCGACGAGCGCGUUUUAGUUGAAUCCGUCGCACCGCUCCCGCCGCGGGUCCGCGCGUCACCGCCGCGACACCGCCGCGACACCGCCGCGUCACCGCCGCGACACCGCCGCGACACCGCCGGCCGACACAGUGCGUGCGAUGUGCGUUAGUUAGUACCUUUCGAUUCCUAUAGUUUUUAAAAUUGUCGAAUUCUGGUUGACUCGUUUCGGUGGACCAAAAUUUCGUGAUAAUUUCUCGUCUAGUUUAAAAAAUAAAAAUUAAACGGAGGUGGCAUCGAAUGCCGUCGACAGUAUUCGAGUUUGUGUUGAGAUCCUAUGUAAUUGUUUGUCCAUCCGUCAAUCGCUUCGUCGAUUAUCGUAUUAGUGCUUGUUAAGCUUCAAACGGAAUAUCCAUCCAUAAAAUUCAAUUAUUCUAUGGUGACAAGGUAAACUGUUAGCUAUCGAUUGUAUGAAUUAUAUCUAUAAAUAUAAUAAACAGAGCAGUGUGCCAUGUAUAUCUAUUAUUGAGAAGAAUAUUACUUUAUUAUUUUAAAAGAUUUUUUAUGCUGGAAAUAUAUGCUCAUAAUUUGGUAAACAUUUUGAAGAUGUUUAUUUAUAUUUAUUAAGGAAUAAUUGUCGAUGAUGUAACUCUAAUGCAGUCUUAUGAUAACUACGACUUCUCAUCGCGUCCGCGUCGCCAGUCGACGUCGCGUUUAGUUUCGACUUGCGGCGCGGACGUCCGCAGUAAUGAAUCUUGGCGUUUGUCUAAAUCUUAUGCACACAUUCCUUCCACGGUGCUCAAUAGUAACGAUAGUGGCGCGGGAGUGUGUCGCUGCAGCCACGCUCCCAGUGAUAACACGUGAAUUGAUCGCGGAUUACCAACGUUAAACAAAUGAACAAGACAGAUCUCAAUGUAAAUGAUGUGUGGGACCGUCCUACUGUAAAUUGUAUCGUGAUAGAUAAUUCGACGACUUAUAACUAAACACAUAAAUUAAAUUUAAUCUCUUUCGGUACGGGGGACGAUUGUAGAGUUGAUGGGCGUUAGGUUCCGUCUAGACUUUAGUGAAAUUAACCAGUUUAGACAAGUUUAUAGUGGUCCCUCACGACGUAAGGCUAGGCGAGCGGAGUACUCGUGCGAGUGACUGACGCGACGUACCGAUAGGACGCCGGCGCAUUGGCAACUUGAACAUGAGACUUGCAUAAAAUAAUCUUAGUGCGACGAAUGAAUCGCUCGUCUUAGUGUAGCUACUUCUAUGAAAAUGUCUGUGAUUUGAAAAUAGAUUUAGCCCUAAAGAAACGGUAAACACCAAUUUGUGCCAACAAGUUAAUGAACGCUUGAUUAAAAAUAUUAAUAAAUAGUGAUUGCUUAUUAUCACGAGGACGACGCCGGCAUCGCAUGCGAUCGAAACUAAACAAUUUAGUGAUAUUCCGUAGAUAUUUUAUGCUAGUCUAGAUGAUAUGUACAUACAAGUGACCUGACGGACAGUAGAUGUAAAGUAAUUAAUACGUGCCUGCCGGCGCGCAUGUCGCCUGUGCGGAACAAGCGACAUGUGCGCAUGCUCCUUGUAUGCUAAAUUAAACAAAUUAACUUAAAAGCCUUACAUGCGGCGCCGUGCCGCCCGCACAAGCACUGCCAGUAUCCGAGUUCUCAAUAAGUAUAAGUAGUAGUCGAGUUGUCAGUGCGCGGCCGCAGCGAGCGUAGAUCGAGUUAGAGUAGAGUACUGCGCGUGGGUACUGAGCUUUAGACACGCUGCAUGCGAGUGGGGGGCGACGCUUGCGCAGUGCGCCCGCCGUCGACCCUUUUUAAUGACGAGAUAUCUCGACCCGUCUCGAAACUCGGUCACGUAUUAUUUAGUCUCAAAUUUAAGUAAUUGUUAUGAUUAUUUGAGCAUUGUUUCAACGUAUUUAAUCUAUGGGAAAAUUCUGUAAAUUGUGAGUGUCAACAAGAUAGAUAUCGGAGCUCAAUAGUUUCAUAUCGAAUUGUUAAAGUCGUACGGACGGAUGAAUAAUUGUAUAAUUAAGUAGCAAAUUGUAUAGUAAAGUUAUUUGAAUUGACUUUUCAAGUCACAAAGGCAAGCGUCGCGCCCCGCACUCGAGCGUAGUUAAUUCGUUUCCGAACACCAAAAUAGUACGUAAAUUUGUAUAAUAUUAUGUGAAACGCAAUAUUUUCAGUGUACAUGGUUUGUUGAGUUUGUGUGUAUCUUUUUUGAUAUCGAUGAUUUAGAGCUCGGGACACGUGCCUUUAGUACAUUUACAGUGGUCGCUGGAGUUGUAAUUAUACGUGUUAAUUGGUGGAACAAGUAUGUGAAUGACAAUAUAAUUAAACAAGUGCAUUGCGGACAGGUUGUUAUAAUUACCUUCCGACAAAAUAAUAACACAAAUUUAUUACCUGCAUUAAUAAUUAUAAAAUGUAACAUUCAAAAUAUAUGCGUGAUUUUUAUUUAAUAAUGUAAUUUAAUCUUUACCUUUUUUUCCAUAAAAUCAUGUCUUAUCAUAUACAAAUUAGAACUCCAUCGACCAUGGAACGUGGAAGGUGUAAGAGCAGCUUAUUCGAUAUUAAUGUGUAUAGUAGUGUAGUAGAUAAGUAAGUGACGAAUGGAUAUUACCGCGUGGUCCCGAGCUCUAGUUCGCGUGUACGUGGGUAGAAGAAGAAGGUGGGGUUAAGUAAACAAUUCACCCGUUGAGUGAGGCACAUGUAAAAAAUACGACAGGUCAUCUGAGUUAGCAUUUAUAUUGUGGAAGUUAGGAGAUUCUAUUGUAUACACGAUCAUUUGCAUUUGUUCAAUGAAGUGAUGACCGCCGACGAAUUCUGUACAUAGAUAUAAUAAAUAAUCGUUUGGUUCGUUUAGUCUCGUUCGUUGAGUCCACGAGUUGCCAUUGCGAGUUUAACGGACGAUGUAAUGAGAUUUAUUUUAACUUCUAUAUUUAGGUUAUGUUCGGUUAACAUCAUUAUGUUAUUUUACGUAUAACGAAACGUCCCGCUGACGGUUCGAUUAUAAUAUAAUUUUUAUCUUUUUGGAAUGUAUAAACAACGUGCUUUUAAUUGAUUAAAAGAAUGUAAAUACAAUAUUUGAACUGAUAAUAAUAAAAGUUUUUAUUUCUUAAUGAA